Messenger RNA from Oncorhynchus mykiss (rainbow trout), 4177 nucleotides. NCBI's taxonomy places the organism in Eukaryota, Metazoa, Chordata, Actinopteri, Salmoniformes, Salmonidae. The record is from RefSeq and is a predicted model, not a curated record.
CUCCUAGGUUUUACUUGGGACAACUUUGGAUAUUUUUCACAAACGUUUUAAUUUCUUUCUUUCUGAGAAUAAGAAUAGUUAUUGGCCAUGGCAGAGAGGAAACUUCUCCCAAGAGAUAGUGACGAUGAAGGGUCGUUGCUGUCUAGACUGGGGACAGACAGCCCGAAACCCAGGGUCAAAUUCGGCGGCAUGUUCUGCAACGUGGAAGGCGCUUAUGAGAAUAAAACGUUAAAUUUUGAGUCGUACAACAGCAGCCCCCAGUCUGUGAGACGGCACGUUAAGAUUAAGAACGAGGAGAAAUGCUGGUCAGAUACUUUCAGUGACACCGGGAGUGUGAGUAACUUCUCGUCGGUCAGUGAGACCAGACCAAGUGGAGACAGAGCAGUUGGGACCGAAACCGGCUCCUCCCGGGGUCAAAUCGUUUACCAGACUGGACCUGGACAAAACUGUGAGCACAAUGGAAAACGGGAGACUGAUCGCCUCAUUAUCAAAGGAGGAAAGAUCGUUAAUGACGACCAGUCGUUCUACGCAGACAUCUAUGUGGAGGAUGGCACCAUCAAGCAGAUCGGUGAGAACCUUUUAGUUCCAGGAGGGGUGAAGACAGUUGAUGCCUACGGACACAUCGUGAUCCCCGGUGGCAUCGAUGUGAACACCAGCCUCCAGACCUCCCAGCUGGGAAUGAGCCCUUCAGAUGACUUCUACCACGGGACCAAGGCUGCCCUGGCAGGGGGCACCACCAUGAUCAUUGACCAUGUGGUCCCCGAGCCUGGUGCCAGCCUCCUGGGGGCCUACGACCAGUGGAAGGACAUAGCAGACAGGGGGUCCUGCUGUGAUUACUCCCUCCACAUGGACAUCACCCGCUGGCACGACGGACUCUUUGAAGAGAUGGAGAGUCUGGUGAAGAAUAAAGGAGUCAAUUCCUUCUUGAUCUUCAUGGCUUACAAGGACAAAUUCCAGAGCUCAGAUAGUCAGAUGUAUGAGAUGUUUGGUAUCAUUAGAGACCUGGGGGCCAUCGCUCAGGUUCACGCUGAGAACGGGGACAUCAUUGACGAGGAGCAGAAGCGACUACUGGAGCUGGGGAUCACUGGGCCUGAGGGACAUGUGCUGUGUCACCCAGAGGAGGUGGAGACAGAGGCAGUGUACCGGGCCAUCACCAUCGCCAAGCAGGCCAACUGUCCUCUCUACAUCACCAAGGUGAUGAGCAAGUCGGCUGCUGAUGUCAUCGCCAAGGCCAGAAAGAAGGGCAUGGUGGUUUAUGGCGAGCCAAUCACAGCCAGCCUUGGGACAGACGGAUCACACUAUUGGAGUAAGAACUGGGCUAAGGCAGCAGCGUUCGUCAUGUCCCCGCCCCUCAGCCCAGACCCCAGCACCCCCGACUACCUCAACUCCCUGCUUUCCUGUGGAGACCUUCAGGUGACGGCCAGUGGCCACAGUACCUUCUCGACGGCCCAGAAGGCUGUUGGGAAAGACAACUUCACCCUCAUCCCUGAGGGAACUAACGGCAUCGAGGAGAGGCUAGCCAUCGUCUGGGAGAAGGCUGUGGCGACAGGCAAAAUGGAUGAGAAUGAGUUUGUUGCGGUGACGAGCACCAACGCUGCCAAGCUGUUCAACCUGUAUCCUCGUAAAGGAAGGAUCGCUGUGGGGUCAGACGCAGACAUCGUGAUCUGGAACCCCAAGGAGACCAAGACCAUCUCAGCCGCGACCCACGCACUGACAGUGGAGAUUAACAUCUUUGAGGGCAUGGAGGUCCGGGGAGCCCCGGUGGUGGUGAUCAGCCAGGGGAAGAUCGUCCUGGAGGGGGGAAAGCUGAACGUCACAGAGGGCUCUGGACGCUUCGUACCCAGGAAGGCUUAUCCUGACUUCAUCUACAAGAGGAUCAAAGCACGCAGCAAGAUGGCUGAUGCCCGUGGCGUCCCCCGAGGGAACUAUGAUGGACCGGUCCAUGAUGUCAUCAGCAUGACUAAGUCAGUGCCGGCCACUCCCUCCAGCAGGGGGCCCCAGUGCCCAGGGAAAGGCCCCCUCGGCCCCACCAGGAACCUGCACCAGUCUGGUUUCACCCUAUCCGGUAUGGGAACUCAGAUUGACGACCACAUCCCACGACGCUCAGCACAGAGGAUCGUGGCGCCACCCGGUGGCCGCUCCAAUAUCACCUCCCUGUCGUGAACCUGGGAGCUCCUUGCUCCUCACGUCUGCUGUAGGGAGAAAAAUAAAUCAACUACUGUAGCAAUUACCAACUACAUCAAUCAAAACAAAUCUCACCCGGCUUCCAGAACUAAACUCAACAGUGAAACCUGAACAUGCAAUCCUCUUCUCAGAUACAACUGUAAAACAGUAUACAGAUUAGAACUACAUUUACCACUAGUAGUUACCAACAGUAUACAGCAUAGAACUACAAUUACCACUAGUAGUUACCAGUCAUUCUAUUUCUAUGGUAGACACACCAACUGGUAAAACCCACUAACUUAGUACUUUGAUCUGUCAUCCUUUAUCAAUAUUGUGAUCAAUUCCUCAAUCAAUUUAUCUCAUCACCCAUCAAUAGUCAACUGUCCCUGUUAGAUCUCCAUAGCAUGCAGUUUAAACAGUCUCUGUCUCCUCAGUCAGAUAACCGUCUCUCUCAUCGUCUCCUCAGCUUCACUAUAGCUUUACUAACAUGGUGAUACAUGAGUCCUAGAUGAAAGUAGUUUUCUUUAGACCACAGAAUGCCUCUCAGCUCUCUCUCUCUCUCGUCGUAGUGAUGCCUGCUUCUGCUUUCGCUUCAAUGCUUCUAAGAAACUCUGUAGUUGAGUCCAACAUGGAACUCUAUUCCCUAGAUAGUGCACUAGAGGACAAAAGUAGUGCGCUAUCUAGGGAAUAGAGGGCCAUUUCAGACUGACGCGAACUUGUUGUCUCUCUCUGUUGUUAUUUAGUCAUGGCUGUAGGCUAUUUAGGCUUCAUCUUACCGUCUCUUACUGUUAUAGGCAUGACUUUUCCUCUUCAUCGUUACUCAUUACAAAUACAACAAGGAAAAUAAGUGCGUGUUACUGUUACUGUGAACAGACUGUAGGGACAGUCCUCUAGUCACGCUUGUCUUACUAUUAUUAUGAUGUUUUAUCCCAAUGCAGGUGAGCUAACUUUGCUUCCAUGGUAUAUUCAGUCAGUCAGAAUAGGAACUUCGCCAAUCCUUCUAUUCAGUCAGUCAGAAUAGGAACUUCGCCAAUCCUUCUAUUCAGUCAGUCAGAAUAGGAACUUCGCCAAUCCUUCUAUUCAGUCAGUCAGAAUAGGAACUUCACCAAUCCUUCUAUUCAGUCAGUCAGAAUAAGAACUUCACCAAUCCUUCUAUUCAGUCAGUCAGAAUAAGAACUUCACCAAUCCUUCUAUUCAGUCAGUCAGAGUAAGAACUUCACCAAUCCUUCUAUUCAGUCAGUCAGAAUAACAACUUCACCAAUCCUUCUAUUCAGUCAGUCAGAAUAAGAACUUCACCAAUCCUUCUAUUCAGUCAGUCAGAAUAAGAACUUCUUCAAUCCUUCAUGUCUAUAUAGGAGGUACAGGGAAGCCCAUAUCAUCUGUAUAUCUGUGUUUUUGUCUUUAUAGCACAGCCAUGUUCCACUGUCAUCGUGUGACUUUUAUAUUUUUUGUAUAUAAAGACCAAACAUCCUGGUGCUUUGAAACCCUAGCCUGGUUCAGCCAUACUGAAUACUCCACUGACUUGGUGAAACAGAGCAUAGCAGUCAGGAUUCCAGGCUAUCGAACACCCACGUUGUAACCAGGGAUACACAGGGAUACGUGGAGCUGUCAACAAUAAAACAGUGGUUUUAAAAGUCUUUCGUUUAAAAAAAAAAACCUGACUCUUAUUUGUAAUGAUUUUAUUUAAUUUUCUACCAUUUCCUUUCUCUCUUUUUGUAGACUUCACGUUUGUACUUUUACAUGGUCCGGUUGAGAAAGUGAACUUUAUUUUGUUUGUUUGUUGCCUAAAUAGACAUCAACAACAUUAACGUUGUUCUUGUUCAACAGUGUUGUAACUCGGUCAGUCUUUGGAAAGGUUGUUUGCAUUCGUUAAGUGGUCAUGUAAAAAAGGGCAAAUGAAGUGGUCCAUUUUUAGUCUUUUUCUACUGUUUCUGUGUCCAAUGGAAAUAGGAUUUGUGUCCCGAAAGCUAAUGUAAGCAUGUCCUGAAUAAAGUUUGAGGGGGGAAAAGUGUAA